GAUAAACCUCACCAGUUGACCGGCGCCGGCGGCCCCCAAAUUACCAUAUACUCAAAAUAAACGACGGUUAAGUUAAUUAGUCUCACUUUCCCAGAAAAUGCAGCUAAAUUAGAUCUAAUCAAUCUUCUUAGCAUUCUAAACUGCUUCAGUUUUCGGAAGUAACAAAGCUUCAAAGUGGCAGCGCAGUUUGCAGACAUGUGUCCAAGAACAGUGCCCCUUUGCACGACACGUGUCUUCUUGUAUCUAUACCUCGUACAGGCAUCACUGCUCGUCAUGCUAAACUGCGCCGCUUCUUCUUUAACUCAGUUGAAUUCCCAGAACUGGGUUCUUGCUCCGGAUAUAAAUUCUGUUUCCUUUAUGGGCAGUAGAGAAGUGCAUUCUACGAACCAUAGCAAAUGCUUGGAAAAAAUCGACCAUGGUUUGAUUUGUAGUGGGUUCAGAAUGUUCGAUGCCGACUUCUUUUCUGAUGCAAAGAUGUUGGAAACUGAAAAGGGUGCACGAGAGCUCAAUGUUCCGAUUUUUAGGUCCAAUCGUAAAUUAGUUGCUUCGGUUAAUGGAGGGUUAGAAAAUCCGUCAUCUUUGGUUUUCAAUUCUGCAUGGGGUCAUGGUGAUUCCCAAAAUGCCCCUGAAAGAUUUAACUACCCUUCUAUUUCUGGUGUUAAAAGGCCUAAGAGUGACGAAGAUAUUGCAUUUAUGAGUAUUCUUGAAUUGGGGGCAUUGAUUAAAUCGAAGCAAAUCACAUCCGAGGAGCUCACUCGAGUCUUUUUGAAUAGAUUGAAAAGAUAUGGUCCAGUUCUGGAAUCUGUUGUUACUAUAACAGAGGAAUUAGCAUUCAAGCAAGCAAAACAAGCCGACGAAUUAUUCGCACAAGGCACAUAUUUAGGUCCGCUUCACGGAAUUCCGUACGGUUUGAAGGAUAUAAUUGCGGUACCCGAUUACAAAACAACGUGGGGUUCUAAAACGUUUCAAAAUCAAGUUCUUGAUAUCGAAGCUUGGGUUUAUAAGAGGUUAAAAUCAGCUGGAGCUGUUCUCGUUGCGAAGCUUGUGACCGGUUCACUAGCGUAUGACGACAUUUGGUUUGGGGGUAGAACGAGGAAUCCUUGGAAUAUCGAGGAAUAUUCCACUGGUUCAUCGGCUGGACCAGCUGCCUGCACCUCAGCUGGUAUGGUUCCAUUUUCUAUUGGUUCGGAAACUGCUGGAUCAAUCACAUAUCCCGCUUCUCGAUGUGGUGUGACCGCAUUGCGUCCAACUUUCGGAACGGUCGGCCGAACGGGUGUUCUAAGCUUAUCCGAGAGUUUGGAUAAAUUAGGACCUUUCUGUAGAAAUGCAGUAGACUGUGCGAUCGUACUGGAUAUAAUACGUGGCAAAGAUCCACACGAUCUUUCAUCAAGAAACAUCCCGUUUUCCGAUCCAUUUGCAGUCGAUAUAAUGAAGCUAAAUGUGGGGUACCUCGACGAUGCUGACAUGGAUGUUGUUCGAAAGCUCGAGUCGAAAGGUGUCAAUAUGAUUCCGUUUGAGCUGAAUUACACCGUUGAUUCUGCUCAAGGAAUCUUGAACUUCACAAUGGAUGUCGAUAUGCUGGCCCACUUUGACGAGUGGCAACGCUCUGGUUUAGAGGACGAGUACGAAGCUCAAGACCAAUGGCCUCUCGAACUUAGGCGGGCCCGCGUCGUGCCAGCUGUCGAUUAUGUUCAAGCGCAAAGAGCAAGAGGAAAACUAAUACGAGAAGUGAGAGAAAGUUUCAAAGUCGAUGCGUUUAUCGGAAACGCAACGGAUUGGGAACGGGUUUGUGUUGGAAAUCUCGUGGGCAUUCCCGUAAUUGUUGUGCCGACGGGGUUUAAGAAAAUAUCCGAUCCCCCUACAGAAAAUACUCGAAGAAAAACUACAGUCACAACCGGUAUUUAUGCUCCACCCGAGCAAGAUCACAUCGCAUUGGCAUUGGCAAUAGCUUAUCAAUCAGUGACGGAAAAUCACAAGCAGCGCCCGCCUAUCGAUGACCUGGGGCCCGGUGAUUCGAUCCCGAACCCACCUACGAAGGCAAUCCCUCCAAGACAACUACGAGGUUUGUGAUUUUAUUAUUAUUCGAGUUCAUUAACCGCAUACGCUGACGUGGCAUGUUGUAAGAACAAUUUUUUCGUUAGGCGAUAUUCAAUUAAUGCAAGAGCAUUCUACUCUCGGUGUGUGAUUGUCUCAACUGCAGCUACUAUGUUUUAAAACCCUACCCGAUCCGUAAAAACGCAAAAUUAUCGUGUCAGAUAUGCCAAUUAACACUUCAAAAUAAAAUCUCAGGACUGGUAUAUUUGUAAUGUAAUAAUAAUUGAUAUAUGAUAUUUAAUUUGUCUG
Molecule: messenger RNA, 2343 nt
Organism: Erythranthe guttata (spotted monkey flower)
Lineage: Eukaryota; Viridiplantae; Streptophyta; Magnoliopsida; Lamiales; Phrymaceae
Product: Amidase family protein
Molecular function (GO): glutaminyl-tRNA synthase (glutamine-hydrolyzing) activity
Source: RefSeq, a predicted model, not a curated record